AUGGAAUCUCAUGAUCAGCCCCUACCACCUCCUUCCGUUGCUCCCAUAGCGGUUUCGUCACAUAUCCACGACAUUUCAAGACCAUCCGGAUCCAUAGAUUUAAGCCUGCCAGAGCUGAAAAAUAUUCAUGAUCAGACGUUUACAAGGCCUUCAUUGACUCUUGAGGCCCCCCCACCACCUGUAAAACCAGCAAUGUUACAUCACAAAACAUUUGGGUUCCUUCCGACGCCUAUUGCAGCUCAGUAUGAUCCAGCUACUUUCGUGCUCAAGCCUAUUCAUUCUGUGAUUUUUGCACUUUCGGCACUUGUAAUGGUGGCUAAUCUGUAUUACAGUCAACCGAUCUUGAACGAUAUAGCUGCCGAGUUCGGGAUUUCGGAAGCUGAAGUUGGACUAAUACCGUCGCUGUCCAACUAUGGAUAUGCAUGUGGCCUGCUACUCCUAGUACCUACUGGCGACAUACUACCACGGCGAGAGCUCCUGCUAGCACUAGGCUCCGUGACCUUCUUAUUGACCGUUGGAGUAAUACUCGCCCCAAAUCUAGCGGCUCUUCAAGCUCUGAAUUUCGUGAUUGGCGUGCUUACAUGCGCUCCUCAAAUAUUGAUUCCGCUCACAGCAGAUCUGGCUCCUGACGACAAAAAAGCAGCAUAUGUAGGCUGGACCAUAUCUGGUCUAAUGGCAGGUAUUCUAUGUGGCCGAAUCAUGUCUGGAAUCGUAGCCCAAUUCAUAUCUUGGCGUUACGUAUACCUCGUUGCAGCUUGUCUGAAUGGGACAUUGCUCGUCGUCCAAUUCUUCUUGCUCCCGGCUGUACCAGCUCCUCCAAAUCCACCGAAUUACAUUCAAAUGCUGUGGUCGAUGGUGAAACUAUAUAGAGAGCCGAUAUUGGUGCAGAGUGGGAUUAUUGCUAUGAUGACGUUUGCUGGAUUUACCAUCUUUUGGACUACUCUUACGUAUCUAUUGCACGAUACGUACCUGUACCCACCUUACGCAAUUGGAAUGUUUGGAUUCUGUGGGCUUGCUGGGAUCUUGGUGGCUCCUCUAACAGGAAAAUUCGUGGACAAAUGGGGGUCCUAUCUGAGUGUUUUCAUUGGUCUGGUGAUGAUCAUUGUAGCAUAUGCUUUACUUAUGGGUACAGCUGAGUUGAGUGUAGUAGGCGUCGUCUUUGGUGCAUUCUUUUUGGACGUGGGUGUGGGAUUCCGGCAGAUCGGCAAUCAGACAAGAGUGUUUGCUAUAAAUAAGCUUGCUAGAUCAAGGCUGAACGCAUGUUACAUGCUCAUGUCUUUUUUCGGAGGCUCAUGGGGCUCAGUGGUAGGAUCAACUGUAUAUCAAUACCACGGGUGGAAGGGCUCCUCGCUGUUAUGUAUUGUCAUGACACUCGUAGCCAUGGUGGUGCAUCUAGCGAGAUUCCCGAACGUGACAGGGUGGGUCGGCAUGUACGGUGGAUGGUUUAGCAAACCAGUUAUACCGACAGAGGAAGUAGUUGUAAUAAAAGAUAGAUAG
Messenger RNA from Synchytrium microbalum, 1497 nucleotides. RefSeq lists its product as uncharacterized. Lineage: Eukaryota; Fungi; Chytridiomycota; Chytridiomycetes; Synchytriales; Synchytriaceae. Bases 1 to 1497 code for a protein of 498 amino acids. Gene Ontology annotation, biological process: transmembrane transport. The transcript is spliced from 7 exons. Gene Ontology annotation, molecular function: transmembrane transporter activity. The record is from RefSeq and is a predicted model, not a curated record.